This is a messenger RNA of Anarrhichthys ocellatus (wolf-eel), 1521 nucleotides long. RefSeq names its product mitochondrial rRNA methyltransferase 1 homolog (S. cerevisiae) (gene mrm1). NCBI's taxonomy places the organism in Eukaryota, Metazoa, Chordata, Actinopteri, Perciformes, Anarhichadidae. Bases 115 to 1440 code for a protein of 441 amino acids. Gene Ontology annotation, cellular component: mitochondrion. Gene Ontology annotation, molecular function: rRNA (guanine) methyltransferase activity; RNA binding. The transcript has a single exon. The record is from RefSeq and is a predicted model, not a curated record. Gene Ontology annotation, biological process: rRNA methylation.
GCACUUUAUGUAGAUGGUUGCACGUGCGUAUAUUCUGCAUACGCCACGAACAUGUCAGCUGUGGAGGCAGAUAGGAGUUGCUGAAGGUUGAACAAAAGGAGCGCUUCAUGACGCAUGCUCAGUAAACCUGCGGACACAACUUUUACGGAUGAAUGGACUUCACUGGCGGUUGAACCACGUGUCUCUGUGGCAGCUGCGCUUCUUCUCAGUACCUCUGGACAUAUUCACCAUUAUUUCAACAUGUGGGUCUUCAGCAUGGCCCAUCAGCACAAGCUGCUCCUCGGUUGGACUAGAAGUUUGCACAAGCGUGCAUCAAUCUCGGGAGUGGACUCUCAGUUUGCCUCCCACCACGUCUCCACGUCUCUCCUGUGCCCAGCGGACAGUAGCUUCAACCCUGUGGGGAAGAGACGACGCAGGGUGUCGAGCACCUCCAGUGUCCAACGCAAGCCUGUUGUAUCUGAUGGGUGGCAGAAACAGGAGAGGUCAGGUCAGAGUAAAACGUGGAAAAAGGAGAUCCCGGAGCUGCAGAGGCCAAAUCAGAGGAGGGAGGGUGACAGCAGAGUGUCCUCUGAACUCAGGAGACUCAGUCUGGAUGAUUUCCCUGCAGAGAAGGAGAGGAUGGCGGGACAGAAGUCAACGCUGCACCCCAGAGAAGACCACUAUGAGGUCGUCUUUGGCAUCGCCCCCUGCCUCUUGGCUCUCACUCAGGGCAGAAGGACGGCCAGAAAACUGUUUGUGAAAGACAGCGAGGCCUCUGACAGGGCGUCCGUGUUAAAGGUGUGUGAGGAGGCCCAUGGGCGAGGCGUUCAAGUGCAGCGGGUCAGCAAGAAAGAUCUGGACAAGAUGUCCUCUGGGCGAGUACAUCAAGGGGUGUGUCUGCAGGCGAGUCCUUUGGGCUUCCUCGCCGAAGACAGAGACUCCGCCGUGCCCAACGGGAGAGACCCCCCUCUCUGGCUCGUCCUGGAGAGAGUUCAGGACCCGAUGAAUCUCGGUGCCAUCCUGCGCUCGGCUUAUUUCCUGGGUGUGGACCGGGUCGCCAGCAGUCUUCGCCACAGCUGUCCGUUGUCCCCCGUGGUCAGCAAGGCCAGCUCAGGGGUCAUGGAGGUGAUCGGGGUGUACGGAUACGAGAACCUCGAAGAUAUGCUGAAGUUGAAGGUGGCGCGGGGCUGGCAGGUGGUCGGCACGGUGGGGGCCGAGGCAGCGGAGACACCGAUUCCUGUGACCCAGUGUUCAGACUUUCAGAUGACCAGACCCACGGUGUUGUUGAUGGGGGGCGAGGGGGAGGGAUUGUCCCAGCAGCUGCUCUCUCUGUGCCAAACCCUUCUCACCAUCCCAGCUGGCAGAGAGCUGUUCCCCGGUGUGGAGUCUCUCAACGUCUCUGUGGCUUCAGGCAUUCUGCUGCACGCUCUUCUGUCCUCCAGGAGGUCCACCGGACAAUGACCACCUUAAAGUUACUGUGAGGAACUGCAGUCGGAGCUCCGGAGGGAGGAGGAGAGCUCAGCUCCUGGCAGCAGCAGCGUC